AUGGUUCAGGUUCCGAUGACCGCGGCCGGUUCGAGCUCCGUCAUGCGAGCCUCGCCCGCCAGUGGGACGAACAGCAACACCACCUCCAUUCGAGGCAAACCGGCGACGGGUGGUAAUGCGAAUAAUCCUGCCGCUACACAGCAGCCUCUGAGCGCAAUGCACUCCGCACCCCUGGAUAUGACCAGCGUCGAGAGGAGGGGGCAACCAACAGCUAGCCGAGAGACGAGCAAGAGGAUACGACCUCACGGUUUGCAGGAGGCUCCCACAUACAGACCGACGGUCGAAGAAUUCAGCGACCCCUUCGCAUACAUCAAGAAGAUUUCUCCGGAGGCUAAACAGUAUGGGAUCUGCAAGAUAAUCCCACCAGAUUCCUGGAAGCCGGAUUUUGCAAUCGACACAGAGCGAUUUCAUUUCAAGACGAGGAAGCAGGAGUUGAAUUCGGUUGAAGGAAGCACCCGUGCGAAUCUCACGUAUCUCGAUCAACUUGCGAAAUUCCAUAAGCAACAUGGAACCAACCUUAAUCGAUUUCCCAGCGUCGACAAGCGGCCCCUCGACUUGUAUAAACUCAAGAAGGCUGUUGAAACGAGGGGUGGCUUCGAAAAGGUGUGCAAGCUUAAGAAAUGGGCUGAAAUUGGACGAGAUUUGGGUUACAGUGGGAAGAUCAUGUCCUCACUAUCGACAUCACUCAAGAACUCCUACCAAAGAUGGCUCUUCCCGUACGAGGAAUACCUCCGAUUGGCGAAGCCAGGAGUACAUCAGCAACUGGAGUACGAAUAUGGAGGUCCUCUCACACCAUCUCCAGCAAACUCACCGAUGAAGAAAUCACACCACCACACUCCUUCAAGUCUUCGAGGCGAGUCUCCUGCCGUUCGAGCCUCUGAAGCUCUCAAUGCAUCCAUGUUGAAGGAUGAAUUUGAGAAGACCAUGAAAAAUAUUCCCAUGUUGGAUUCUCCUGCGCACACUCCACAACCGGUGUCUUCGGGCUUCACUCCGGUCAACGCCGGUGGAUUCACACCCGUCAACGCUAAUCCAGCAACCUUUGCACCCGUCAAUAUCAACCGACGCGAGCGCGAGGAAAGCAGUAGCUUCACCCCUCCCCGACGGCCGUUUGACAGCCCCAUGUCUUCCGCCAAAGCCACUCCCGAGUAUCGCCCAUCGGCCCUCAGCUCAGCGCCCGUCGUCAAUGGCUUCACCUCCAAUCCGAUGCUGAAGCGACAACUGAGCCAUGACAGCCUCGACUCACGGGGGAAGGGAAGCCAAGCAGAAGACAGCGAAAAUGGUGGACGACGAAGCAAGCGUCUCAAGAAAGGAUGCGGUCAAUGCACCCCGAUUUUGCAAUGUCGCGCGAUUCGAUUGGCGAUGGAGAUCCCGGCUAAUGGCAGCCCUGCAGAUGCGGUCCCAACUGUGGCUGGAUCUCACAUGACGUUGUUCCGCCCGACACCGCCAAGAAUUCCCGGCGCGCGUGGUUCUUCCGCCCCCGGUGAGAGGUGCGAGCAUUGCGGGAAGAAUGAAGAUCUAGGCAAUCUUCUUAUUUGCGAGUCAUGCGAUCACAGCUAUCACAUGAAUUGUCUAGAUCCUCAAGUUGCACACAAGCCCGACUACGAUUGGCAUUGUCCAAGAUGUCUUGUUGGCGAUGGCAAUUUCGGUUUCGAAGAAGGUGGUAUCUACUCUCUUAAGCAAUUCCAGGAGAAGGCGGCGGAUUUCAAGGAAGGCUACUUUCAAAACAAGAUGCCGUUCGAUCCUGUCCUCAAUUGUCCUCGACCCGUCACUGAGGAUGAUAUCGAGAGAGAAUUCUGGCGACUCGUGGCCAGCUUGGAAGAGACCGUCGAGGUUGAAUACGGUGCUGAUAUUCAUUCAACAACUCACGGAAGUGGUUUCCCGACCAUCGAAAAGAAUCCCCAGGAUCCGUACUCGACCGAUCCAUGGAACUUGAAUAUCAUGCCCCUACACCCAGACUCGCUAUUCCGCCAUAUCAAAUCAGAUAUCUCCGGUAUGACCGUGCCGUGGCUUUAUGUUGGCAUGAUAUUUUCGACCUUCUGUUGGCACAACGAGGACCAUUACGCAUACUCAGCAAACUACCAACAUUUCGGCUCGACGAAAACCUGGUACGGCAUUCCCGGAGAGGAUGCCGAGAAGUUCGAGGCAGCCAUGCGAGAGGCAGUUCCGGAACUCUUCGAAACCCAACCGGAUCUUUUGUUCCAAUUGGUCACUCUCUUGACUCCCGAGCAACUUAGGAAGGCUGGUGUCAGAGUCUAUGCUCUUGAUCAAAGAGCUGGUCAAUUUGUCAUCACUUUCCCACAAGCAUACCAUGCCGGAUUCAAUCAUGGAUUCAACUUCAACGAAGCCGUGAACCUUGCACCUAGCGGCUGGGAACCAUUUGGCGAUGCUGGUGUGGAGCGACUCCAACAAUUCCGAAGACAGCCCUGCUUUUCUCACGAUGAGCUUCUUUGGACCGCUGGUGAAGGUGCCGCGACCGGUGGUGUGACAAUUGCGACGGCGAAGUGGUUAGCUCCUGCACUAGAACGGCUUCGAGAUCGCGAGGCCAUGGCACGGAAGAACUUCCUCGACAAGCAUAAGGAACACGGUGGCCCUUGCGUUAUCACUGACGAAGUUGAGGGUGCUGGACCUAGGUGCCACAUUGGUUUUGUUGUCGAUGACGCCGACGUCCCCGAGGAAGAAUAUCAGUGCGCGUAUUGCAAAGCAUAUGCCUACCUGUCUCGGUUCAAGUGCAAAACCAGUGGCAAGGUCUUGUGUCUCAGUCACGCUGGCAACCACGAGUGUUGUGACAUGCCUGAAGACCAGCGAUAUGCUGGCAACAACCACACGCUUCACUAUCGCCGUACUGCGGAGGCGAUUGAGAGUAUGUAUCAGAAAGUUGCCGAUAAAGCUCAAUUACCAGAAAUCUGGGAAGACAAAGUAGAAAAGGCUCUUGAAGAGAGCGACAAGCCUCCGCUGAAGGUCUUGCGGGCCCUUCUCAACGAAGGCGAGAGGAUUCCUUACGACUUGAAAUCGCUUCCGGAAUUGAAAGCUUUUGUUGACCGAUGCAAUGAAUGGGUCGACGAGGCAACAAACUACAUUGUGCGAAAGCAGCAGAACCGUCGAAAGAACGAAAAGGCUUGGCGAAAGGGAAGCAAGGCUGCAGAACUCGAAGAAAGAGAUCGCGAGCUUCGAAAGGUGGAAAACGUUGUCAAGCUCCUGGAGCAGGCCGAGACGCUUGGAUUUGACUGUCCUGAAAUUACACAGCUUAGCGAACGUGCUGCUGCCAUCGAACAAUUUCGACUCGACGCAAAGGACGCCAUCAAGAACGUCGUCUUGCGCCAAACCCAGGAAUUUGAGGAGCUUCUUGAGCUUGGCCGAAGCUUCAACGUUGAUAUGCCAGAAGUUGAGCAAUUGGAUAAACUGGUCCAACAGAUGAAGUGGAAUGAUCGUGCGCGCGAUAAUCGUGGCAAAUUCCUCAGUCUAAAGGAAGUGUCAGACAUUAUCGACGAGGCCGUCAAGCUUGAGAUUCCUGAAUACAACGAUUAUCUUAACCAUUACAAGGAACAACGCGCCGCCGGAAUGCAAUGGGAAACCAAGGCACAAGAGCUCAUCCAAGCUGAAGCCAUUCACUACCCACAAUUGGAAGCUUUGUCGCAGCAAGCUCAGGCUGCGGCUCUACCGGUGUCUACAGAGACUCUCAGUGCUGUUGAUCAGAUUCUAAACAAGCAGCGUGAGGCUCAUCGACAGAUCUUGUCUCUCUACGAGCGAAGUCGAAACGAGGAUUUUACUAAGAGACCGAAGUAUCAAGAGGUUCGUGAAACAACCGAACGCCUCGCAGAGCUCAACAGCAAGCCAAGCGGUACAUUAGACUUGGAGAAGGAACAGAAGCGACACGAAGACUGGAUGCGAAAGGGCAAGAAGCUAUUCGGAAAGGCCAAUGCCCCAUUGCAUAUUCUGAAGAGUCACAUGGAAUAUGUCUUGGAGCGCAACUUGGACUGCUUCGAUAUCAACUCAGACAAGCCAAGAGUUCCCGCCGAGCCUGCUUCACGAGAACCCAGCCCAUCGGAUGCUAAGUUACAUAGCUGGGAGGAUCCAAGAUUUCGAGAGGUCUUUUGUAUUUGCCGUCGUGUUGAAGCUGGUAUGAUGAUUGAGUGCGAGCUCUGCCACGAAUGGUACCACGGCAAAUGUCUCAAGAUCGCUCGCGGAAAGGUCAAGGACGAUGAGAAGUAUACUUGUCCUAUUUGUGAUUGGCGAGUAAAAAUCCCAAGAGACGCCGCUCGACCAAAAUUGGAGGACUUGCAAUCAUGGCAAGAUGAGAUCCCAUCACUUCCUUUCCAACCGGAUGAGGAAGAGAUUCUUGCAAAGAUCAUCGACAAUGCGCAAGAAUUCCGAUCACACGUUUCUCCUUUCUGCAAUCCUGUGUUGGGAACAGCAGAGGAAGCCGAGACUCAACGGUUCUACCUCCGCAAGAUCGAAGGUGCUGAGAUCCUGCUGGCUUUCGAAACGAACUUCUUCAGACAAGAGCUCCACAAAUGGUCACCCGUUGCACCCGAGGCUCCACCCAUCCUUGACGCCUCCAAGUCUACACGCAAGCCUCGCCCAACAAAGCUGCAAAAGCUUAUGGCUCAACAUGGUGUCAACGAUCCCGAACAACUCCCGCAGAAUCUGAAGACCAAGCCACACAACUUCAAGCGAAAGUCCAGCGAGCCAUCAGGUCGGCCGCAGCCUCUCCAACCAGCACCAGGCCGCUCCGACUCCGGCACUCCGACCUCACACACCUUCCCUAUCUCCGCCUCGAUGCACUCUCAAACUGGUCCUGUACUAUCCGGCUUUCCAUCCGGUCACGACCACGCGCAUCCCUCACAUUUCGGGGCCUUCGCCGGCGUCCAGGACCCCCAUUUCAGCAUGAGUCCGCAAUCCAGCGCCUCGCCUGCCUUCGCACCAAAUUCUUUCCUCCACGGUGGUCUCCAAUCCCCCAGCUUCGACGCAAGCACUAGACCGCCAGGAAUCUUCGGCGAAUCUGGAUUCGGUAGACUUGACUCGGUUGCUCUGACUGGCAACGAUAGUCCUAUGCGUGAUGCGUUUGCGGGUAGCAGUCAAGGUGUGUCGAGGAUGUUUGAUGAGUUGACGAAUCAAGAUGAUAGCCAGGAGGGUCCGAAGGGUGAGAAGAGGAGACCCAGCGUGCCGGAGGAGAAGGUCGCGAGUGAUGCGGCGAAGUGGGGUGAAAACGACGAUAUGGAGCUGUUCUUUGAUGGACCUUAA
Messenger RNA from Hyaloscypha bicolor E, 5241 nucleotides. Its product is annotated as PHD transcription factor-like protein. Gene Ontology annotation, biological process: chromatin remodeling. Bases 1 to 5241 code for a protein of 1746 amino acids. Gene Ontology annotation, molecular function: DNA binding; histone demethylase activity. NCBI's taxonomy places the organism in Eukaryota, Fungi, Ascomycota, Leotiomycetes, Helotiales, Hyaloscyphaceae. The transcript has 6 exons. The record is from RefSeq and is a predicted model, not a curated record. Gene Ontology annotation, cellular component: nucleus.